UUUUUUUAUUUCGAGCAAAUAUUAACUUUACGAAUCACAGUCUAUCCCAGAGAUACGUGACACUCGAGCUACGCGAAUUUUUAAUUUUGACGUAUUUACGUUAUUCGGGUACAAUUUUCCCUAACGAUUGUCAAAUGUAAAAAUAAAUUUCAUUUUUGCUCAAAGUUUGAAAAUGCUACUGAAACGACAGAGGUAACAAUUUUUUCUACAUGAUUUGUGUUAAGUAGUAAUUAAUUAAUUAAUCACAGUUAAGUAAUAAAAUUAAUCAAUUUUAUAAUAUGUUUAUUAGCCAUACUUUGUCUGAAAAAAAAAACAUGAUAUUGAAUUACACGAAAAAAAAGAGUUUCGCGAAUGUUUGAGGAACACAUUAUUCGCUCAAUUCGGGGAAUGGCUGUAUUACAAACAAUUGGCAUAACGUUGGCACUUCUGAUGCUAAUUCUGAGUGGUAUAUCUGAAUGAUCAAAAAAUUUGUACUAGAGGCAUACAUACUCUUCCUGUACAAUUUAUGAACUAAUUAACAAUUUUCUUGCGAUAAUCCGCACGAUUUAUCAUUAAAAUCAUAAUUACAAUUUGAAUCGAAAAGGGCUUCCAGAAUCAAACUGCUGUAACGAGCUUUUGGCUACUUGUCAAAUCGUUCUACAUUACUAGACCUUGUUCCUACACAGUCCUUGAUCUAAAUCAAAGUGGGUAUAAUAUACAGCUGGGCUUAUCCCGAACGAAUUGACAACUACAGUAGAACGUCGAUUAUCCGGGGACGGAUUAACCGGCGGGAGGCUUAACCUUGCGCAUGAAUUUGACAGUUGGCCAAUCGUGGUGAACAUUUUCUGCGAUGAUCAGCUUAGCAAAAACAUUUGUUGUGCUGCUAUCUAGAGCCUAGUGAUAUUUUUUAACUUCAUUUUUGAUAAAGAACAAUUGUUAAAUCUAUUGUUGAGGAUUUCAAAAAAUAUUCUAUCAGUGAUUUAUCGAUUGGUUUAAGGUGAAUUCUUAGUAAAACCAGUAAAUCUUAUAAUGUUUAUAUGAAUUUUACAUAUUUUGGACCAUUAUCCGUGGAAAUCGAUAAACAGUUACAGUUACAGUAUACGCUCGGUAAUCCGCACAUUUUUAAUCCGCAAGGUCGAUAAUUCGCACUUUUGACAACUUAAUGAGGUGACGAGUGUUCGAUCAAAAGUAGUGUACAAUGAUUUAAAAAAUAAUAUUAAUGACGUCAAAACGUCAUUCGAUAAUCCGCACUCAAUCAAGGGCGGAUUACCGAGGGUUUACUGUACCAGCAGUUCCGAUAAAAUCGCACUGACACCAACCAUAAAUAAGUAGGGUUUCGAAUGUUCACUAAAUUUAUUCUAUAAUUCAUACAGCAAAUAUCGCAUUGGAUCUGAUCUGACUACUUAUAAAAACUACAAAAAAAAAAACAAUACAACUCUAAGACGCAUAACAUCGGUUAACCCAAGAGAGAGGAGUAAAUUGAGGAGCUAUGUUGCUCUAGGCAUUUAAAUUACCGUUUUUAUUUAACCCAAUUAGGUAAUUUGCCUUCCAGAACGGUUGCUAACAGUAAAGCACCUUUUGUCUGAUUUUAUCAGCUACUUGGUUCCCUCCUAAAUAAAAAACAGCUAAAUACUUGUGCCCAAUAGUACAUUUUAUGUAUUAGUAAGUAGCUAUUGCUUUCCAAACGGUUGAUGCAAUGGUACAGUGUAUUGGAAGUGUGAGAGCGUACGCUAUUUAAUUUAUGCAAUAUAUUCAAGAGGUUGAAACUAAGACAAGCCCUCAAUGCAUGACCACGACAAAGAGAUUUUUUUUUUGUUUUAAAUUAAGCGUUACCUUCGUUAUUUUUAUGCUACUGGUUGGAACAGUUGAUUGCCUUGUUGUAGAUUUGCGAUUCAUUCUUAAUUGAACAUUUGGUCAUUCAACAACUAGAUCGUGAAAAGAGAGUUUAGGUUAACAGUUGUAUUAUCAAUACUGUAGAUUACCAAUUAGUUUCGUGAGCAUACAAAAAAUAUGCUGUAGUUAUAAAACUGUUUAUGAACAAUCGGAUACGUUGUCGUAAAUUGUAAAUAAAAAACCUUGCAGUGCGACAUCAUUUUGUUAUGUAAUAAAUCGGUUAUAUACAUCGUGCAUAGAGUACACGAGUACAAGUUGGCCGUUUCUGCAUGAUUUCAAGGUUGGAUAUUUUUAACCUUAUUGACUUUUGUCACUAAUAUGGCGUUGGUGCUGCGAAAUAUUUAUCAAACAUUCAAUUACUUUUUCACCGAAUACAAAGAUCCUCGAAUCGAACAUUAUCCCUUGUUAGGAUCACCAUGGCCAAUCGUAAUGAUAAUAAUAUUAUACCUAAAGUUCGUCAAUGAUUGGGGUCGCCGAUUGAUGAAAUAUCAGAAUCCAUAUGAUCUCACUAUAGUUAUGAAUAUAUACAAUCUGAUACAGAUCUUUUUGAACCUUUACAUUGGCAUCGUUGGUGGUUUAAAUUCUUAUUUUGAUCCUGACUAUAGCUGGAGCUGUGAAACGAUCAAUCAAAAAGACAACCCAGUGAGGCGUAAACUUAUAUUCAUCACGUAUCUUUAUUUCAUUUCCAAAAUUAUCGACCUUCUAGAUACGGUAUUUUUCAUAUUGCGGAAAAAGUACAAUCAAAUUACAUUUCUUCAUACGUAUCAUCAUGCUGGAAUGGUAGCUGCUACGUAUAUUUUUACAAAAUUUUUAGCAGGAAGUCACGCAACACUUCUAGGACUUAUAAAUAGUUUUGUGCAUGUCAUCAUGUAUUUUUACUAUUUCCUUACAUCGUUUAAGCCUGAAUUGAAAAAAUCAAUUUGGUGGAAACGGCACAUAACCCAAGUCCAGCUGAUCCAGUUUACUAUUCUUAUGCUACAUUUUGGAGUUCCUUUGGUAGGAGGAUAUUGUGAUUUCCCAAAAACUCUCCUUUUCAUUGGUUUUACACAAAAUAUGUUCAUGUUCACAUUGUUUGCCGAUUUUUACAUCAAGACAUACAUUAAAAAGAAGUAACAUAGGUUAAAAAAUAAAAUAACCAUUAUCUAAAAUAAGUCUUCUGAAUUAUUUGUGCCCAUACUCUUUAUUUGUAACAGUAUGUAUUUAUAUUUGUAUGUAUGUAUAUACUGUGUUUCAAAUUUCAAAUAUUACAUUGUAUGUGUUGUUAAAAACGUACUCGAAGAAUAGCAGGUUGUAUAUCGGUUGAUGCUCAAUAAGCCUCGAAGGCCCAUGUAGGCCAGUAUGGCCACGUUGGUCGUUACGCCAAUAAGAAGAAUAAAAAAUAUAUUAGAUUUGCUUGCCGUGACUAGAGUAACGGCUAUGUGUUUCAAUUUUGUUUAAAAGUUUUAUAUAAUCGAACUACUUUUAAUUUGGUAUUAGUUUGUAUAAAUUAGCCAUAAAUAAUAACCCUUUUUGUCUAUUGAUUUUUAAA
Messenger RNA from Anopheles merus, 3400 nucleotides. RefSeq names its product elongation of very long chain fatty acids protein 4-like. Gene Ontology annotation, biological process: fatty acid elongation, saturated fatty acid; fatty acid elongation, polyunsaturated fatty acid; fatty acid elongation, monounsaturated fatty acid. Gene Ontology annotation, cellular component: endoplasmic reticulum membrane. The record is from RefSeq and is a predicted model, not a curated record. The transcript is spliced from 5 exons. Gene Ontology annotation, molecular function: fatty acid elongase activity. Lineage: Eukaryota; Metazoa; Arthropoda; Insecta; Diptera; Culicidae. The coding region runs from base 2191 to 2985 and encodes 264 amino acids.